Messenger RNA from Arachis stenosperma, 1149 nucleotides. RefSeq names its product auxin-induced protein 6B-like. Gene Ontology annotation, biological process: response to auxin. The record is from RefSeq and is a predicted model, not a curated record. NCBI's taxonomy places the organism in Eukaryota, Viridiplantae, Streptophyta, Magnoliopsida, Fabales, Fabaceae. The transcript is spliced from 3 exons. Bases 501 to 1043 code for a protein of 180 amino acids.
UGAGCCAAUAUGAACCUCAGCCUUUUCAAGUACACCAGAUUAUAAGCAGUACCAACUGGAAUUUGAAACCAUGAGCAAACAUGUUUCAAUUACACUUCCUCUUACAUAUUUAUGGCGGGCCUUGUAUUAUCUACUAUGAACUAACAUUUAAGUUUCACCUAAGCACCUAGCAUUUGAUUGCAAGUGGCUGCUUUAUUAGCCAUUCCUUGACAAGGUGGGGUAUGCAUUCUCAAACAACUGCUUAAUCCUUGAGAGAGGCCUCUAGGACAAUACCAUGUGAUCUCUCGUGUAGUGAUCCGUAUGCAUUCCUAUCAUUUUCAAAAAUCUUUUAUCUUAGAAAUAGUUUUCCAAAGAAUCUUAAAAUCUAUAAAUACUCUUGCUCUUGCCUUCAAAAACAACACGACUCAUUGGCAAUCUUAAGUGUCAAACACUUAAAAACACAUUCUUCUUAAACUUGGGAACUUUUCCUUCCUGUUAUUCUUACAUAGAUCUUUAAAAAAAUGGGUUUCCGUUUACCUGUUAUUCGAAGGACAUCAUCAUUCUCAGCUAGCCAAGCAGCUUCUAAAUCUGUGGAAGUCCCAAAGGGGCAUCUAGUAGUGUAUGUUGGAGAGAAACAGAAGCGGUUUGUGAUCCCCGUUUCAUACUUGAACCAACCUUCAAUCCAAGAUUUGUUGAGCCAAGCUGAGGAAGAGUUCGGAUAUGAUCAUCCUAUGGGAGGUCUAACAAUUCCUUUUCAAAGUACUGGUCUUUCAUCAACACAUACAAAAAUGGGUUUUCGUUUUGCUGGUAUCAGAAGAAAGCUAUCAUUUAAUUCAAACCAAGCAUCUUCAAAGGCUUUAGAAGUCCCAAAAGGCUAUCUUGCUGUCUAUGUUGGAGAGAACAUGAAGCGGUUCGUGAUUCCCAUUUCGUAUUUGAACCAGACUUCAUUUCAAGAAUUACUAAGCCAAGCAGAAGAAGAAUUCGGAUAUGAUCAUCCAAUGGGUGGUCUCACUAUUCCAUGCAGUGAGGAAGCCUUCUUGGACCUCACUUCUUGCUUCAACUGACUAUAAGUAAUUCUAAAGAAGACUGACAUAGAUUAGUUGAGACACGAUUUUGUAGUGGAAACUAGUAGCUAUCAUGUUAGUGAGAUGUCAAGGAUGUAAAUAUAUA